AUGGACAACGUUAAAAUGAUAUCGCAAAUCGACCGGAAAGUCACUGUAACUGAGAAUAUCUACAGUACAACAAAACUGGCUCAAGAAUUGGCUUUGGCAAAGACUUUGAAGGUAUACCUAUUUAGUUCUGGAAUUCCUCUUUCUUUUCAAAACAUCAGAAAACAUUUCUUUCACCGUAGUACUGGCUUAUUGUUUAGCUGACAAGAACAAUAUUCAACCUGCCCCACGUAGAAUAUAAAAAAAUUUUGUUCGCGCUUUUGAGUUUUAAAAUUUAAAUAUGUGUUUUCCGUAAAUUUGGCGCACUUGGCAUUGUGUUUCAAGGGAUUUUUUUCUACUUUUCAGAGAAGCUACUUACAACUUUAAAAUCUGGAUUCAUUUAAAGGUUUUCUACUAGUAUAAUAUAUCAAAAAAUUAUUAAAAUUUAACAAAGUUAUGAGCUUGAAACAGAAUGCCAAAGUUAUAUAUAACAGCCAUUUUACCUUCAAAUUUUAGGUAAUUUUACUGCCGUUUCAUAGAAUAUUAAUGUCGAAUUUUUAGGACGAUGACAGCCCAUUUAUGGUGCUCAAUCUGACAGAAGUUUUGAAUCGUUACACAGAAUGGACAAAGAGGUUAGCCCGAGUUGAAGUAAGGCUUUUUGAUAUAACAUUUGUAAAAAAAUAUUAAUUUAUACACAUAUUUUUGCGACUUUGUAAACUAUAAAUUUCUGUAUUUUAGCCAUACUACGCUGUAAAAUGCAACAACGACCCAGUAUUACUAUGGUUUUUGUCCAAGCUAGGCUGUGGAUUUGAUUGUGCCAGUAAAGCUGAAAUGGAAAUGGUAAGCGUGAUGUUAUAGUAAUGUAGAUUUACAUAUAACCCCCAAAAACAACUUACAUGUAAAAUACGCACAAUUCAAGAUGUCUCUCGAAACAUAUUGUCUCUAAUCAAAAAAAUUAAAUUUAAAAAUUUUGGUUACACUUUUGACUAAAACUAAAUGUUUUAGAUUUUAAACAACAAGUUGGCAGACCCGAAACAUGUGAUCUACGCCAAUCCAUGCAAAACUAGGUCCUAUGUUCAGCAUGCGAACGAUGUUGGUGUUAAGAAGAUGACUUUUGACAAUAAAGAAGAGUUGUACAAGAUAAAGAGUUUGCAUGCUAGUCCACAGUAAGUUGUUAUCAAUUUAUACCUAAUUUAAAAAAAUAUCGUUUUUUACUUGCUGAAAGUAGACAGUUAAAGGGACCGGGCCAUGUCAAUCGUUUUUUAGGUCUAGCUGACUGAGACUAUUAUAUUAUAAUAAGGUUUUUGAUAUCCUUGCUUAAAGCAUAUUAAAAUUCAAAAUCUCUCUUAAUCCAUGAGUUAUAGACUAUUGUUACGAAUUGGAGUAUCCGACUCUACUGCGGUAUGUCAAUUGAGUGUAAAGUUUGGUUGUGAUCCUGAAGUCGGUCCAGAAUUAUUAAAGUUGGCCAAGGAAAUGGAUAUUGAAGUUUUUGGAAUCGCGUAAGAAUCACGUUUUUAACGUUGUUAACAUAGCCAAGGUCCAAAAAAGGAUAACAAAAGAGUUGGGAGGCGAUGUAGUUUAAGAGGAAAUAUAGUUCAGGAGUAGGUAUAGAUGAUUGUCCUUGAGCUAACAACAAUCUUUAAACUAUUGUUCUAGGUUCCACGUUGGGAGUGGCUGUAGGGAUCCAGUGUCAUUUAGAAGAGCUCUGAAGGCGGCCAAAGACCUGUUCGAUGUUGGAAACAGCUAUGGACAUACGAUGAAUCUGUUGGACAUUGGGGGUGGAUUUCCUGGCUAUGACAGUGAAGAAAUCACAUUUAAACAGGUAUUUCACUCAGUAAAUUAGUGGAAUCGUUUUGAAUGUUUUGAAUUUAAAUAUUUAAUUCGUAUGAGCUGUAUCAUAAACUACACUAUAGUAGCAUGAAUAAUUAUUUUAUGAACAGAAUUUUAAAAUAAUCUUAUCUAUAAUAAUACUAGUAAAAAUUUAAUGUGCUCUACCUUAUAUUAUAGUAAUAUCAACCAUAAUUUAAGAUAGCCGACGUGAUCAACCCCUCCCUAGACAUCUACUUCCCUCCAUCAUCUCAUGUUCGUAUCAUAGCCGAACCAGGACGGUUCUUCGCCACUCAUCCCGUCUCUCUCGUGGCUAACAUAAUAUCAGCGGUGGAAGUCCCAAUCGAGAAGAUAACUUCUCAAAAAGGUGCUGACAAGUCUGGUAUGGCCUAUUAUAUAAACGAUGGUGUAUAUGGGUCGUUUAAUUGUAUCUUAUUCGACCAUUACCAUCCGAAAGGAGGGAGUUUGUUCGAGAUGGAGACGGAAAAGACAAAGUGUAAUGUGUGGGGCCCUACUUGUGACGGACUGGACUUGGUUGAGGUAGGUAAAUGGCUAAAACUAGAGGUUGAAAGAGGCAAAAUUAUUUAAAAUACGGUUUUUUAAUGAAAAAUACGAUAAGUUCAUUGUUGAAUUCACUGUUUUGAGUUAGUUAGGUUCAAAAAUCUAUGUUUUUAGUUCUAUCCUAUCAAAAAUUUUUUAAUAAAUCGUUUUAGACAAAUGUAGAGCUGUCUAAAAUGACUGUAGGGGACUGGAUUCUUUAUCCGAAUAUGGGAGCUUAUACUAAUGUAGCUUCAAGCCGAUUCAAUGGCUUUGAACCGCCAAAGGUGUACCAUUUUGUGGACAAAAACACGUGGCAAGUCUUGUUUUCUUAUUUAAAAGUAGUGUAGUUUAUAAUUUCCUUAUGCUACAGUGUCAUCAAUGGUUAGAAACAAAGUUAAUAGUAAAAUACGUACUGACUAAUAUUUUUAUUUUAAGGAAUUUGCUAGACCACAAAGCUCGGUUCGGUGCUUAA
This is a messenger RNA of Bursaphelenchus okinawaensis, 2815 nucleotides long. Lineage: Eukaryota; Metazoa; Nematoda; Chromadorea; Rhabditida; Aphelenchoididae. The record is from the annotation of a GenBank genome assembly.